Dendrobium catenatum is the source of this 1067-nucleotide messenger RNA. RefSeq names its product protein ENHANCED DISEASE RESISTANCE 2-like. Bases 198 to 1019 code for a protein of 273 amino acids. Lineage: Eukaryota; Viridiplantae; Streptophyta; Magnoliopsida; Asparagales; Orchidaceae. The record is from RefSeq and is a predicted model, not a curated record. The transcript has a single exon.
ACGAAAAUAUUUCAAAACUUGCAAGCAUUGGACUUUUGCGAGAGACUUUUGCAAUUUGCACUAAUGAAAUUCUUAAAUAAUAAAACAUAUAUUAUAGUCUAUAAAUAAGAUGGCAGCCCGAAUCACAAUAUUGUAAUCGCCGGAGUUGUCGCGCCUCUCCUAUAUCCGUAGACGCUGCGACGCCGCAGCCGGCAGAAAUGUGCCUGACGAUCGUCAACCCCGGCGACGAAUCCCUUUCGUUCUCCGGUGACGAUUCCUCCUACGAAUGGCGGCAGCAAGCCAUCAACGGCGGGUCACUCCGCCAUGUAGACCUCGAAACCGGAUCCAACGGAUGGGCUUCCCCUCCGGGCGACCUUUUCGCCCUCCGUGGCUCCCACUACUUCUCCCACAACCAAAAAACCCCCUCCGGAGACUGGCUCCUCCUCCCCGCCGGCGUCGACUGGCUCCGCUCCACUCACCGCCUCGACAACUUCCUCUCCCACCCAAAUAAUUCCAUCGCCGCCUCCCUCCGCCGCGCCCAAUCCCUCGGCCAAUCCCUCAAAUCCUUCAUCAUCGCCGUCAAUCUUCAAAUCCCCAGCCGCGAACACCACUCCGCCAUCUUCUAUUUCGCCGCCGACAAUCCCAUCCCGGCUGGAUCAGUCCUCCACCAAUUCAUCCACGGUGACGACGCCUUCCGCAACUCGCGAUUCAAGAUCGUGAAUCGGAUCGUGAAGGGGCCGUGGAUCUUCAAGGCGGCGAUGGGAAACUACGGGGUUUGUAUGUUGGGGAAGGCUCUGGCAUGCAACUACCACAAGGGGGAGAACUACUUAGAAAUCGAUGUGGAUAUUGGGAGCUCGGCUGUGGCGAGCGCGGUGUUGAAGCUGACAAUGGGGUACGUGACGGCGGUGACGAUCGAUAUGGGGUUUUUGGUGGAGGCGCAGAGCGAGGAGGAGCUUCCCGAGAAGCUUAUAGGGGCGGUGAGGAUCGCGCAGAUGGAGAUUUCGGCGGCCAAGUAUGUGGAACCGGUGAAGGGGCGUUAGCGUUUCAAACUUUGCUAUAGUUGAGAAAUUUUUUUAUUUAUUGUUUUU